CACGCAACUUACCCGGACUGAUUUGCUAAGCUAAGGCGCUAGGCAAUUGUGUAGCUUGUGAAGCUAGGUGCGACACUUUCGCGCCAUCGGCAACCUCCUUGCAGUUCGCGAACCCAAGCUUUAUACCGGUAGCCAAAGAUAACAAGCAUGAUUCCUGGCUUAAAAUGUAGGACAGCAGCGUCUGGCUCCUUGGGAGGGAGAUACUGUUGACCCUGACUAGCUCUGCCAGAGACACACAAGUUUAGCCCUUUAUUUUUGGACAAUUUCAUUUAGACAUAUUGCCGAAAUGGCGCUUCACAACUCCGCAAACGUUAUGUAUUUAGAAAGUUUUAUUGAGAGUACCGGUGUCCUUCCCACGGAGCUGCAGCGCAUUCUAAACACCAUAAAGGCCCUUGACGAGAGAUGUAAUGACCUCUCGGCGGACAUCCAGGCCAACGUCCAACUACUCUUGGUCAUGCCGCCUGCGUACCAGCAGCAGACACAAAAUCCAGAAUACGAGGAGUUGUCAUCGCGGGUAGCGGCAAGCCAGAAGCUCUUGGUCCAGUUCGCGGAGGAGAAGGUGCAGCUUGCGCAGCAAGCGCAUGACCUGCUGGAGGUGCACGCACUGGAGCUCGAACGUGUGACCGACGACCUGGACAAGGAGCUGCGAAAAAACAAUCCGGAUGGCGGGCUCGACUACCUGCAGGACUUUGCGCUAGACACCACGCGUGGCAAGACGCCGCGCCUGGAGGAAUUCAACAUGUCGCUGCAGCAGGAGCUGCAGCUGCAGCCGCCUGCGCCCGCGCCGCCACCCAAGAAGUCCGCUGCCGCGGCGAACGUGGCCAGCAAGGGCAAGCGGCCGCGGGAUGAGGACGGCGGCGGGGGAGGCGGUGGUGGUGCCGCUGCCCCGCAAGCGCAGCAGUCCAAGAAGAAGGCCUCGGUGGCUGCCAUGCAGCUUACCACGCAGCCCUCCAGCUUCGAGGAGUACCCCAUCGAGUCGCUGCCGGCCUACGAGGAGCCGGUGGCCACGGAGGCGCCCGUGGCCUUCAUGCGGCCGCCGCCUGCGGGCUACAAGCCGUCCUCCACCCGCCCGCAAGCCGCCACGGGGGGUCUGGUGCGCUACCUGUGCCCCGAGGACAUCCGGGAGGACCUGGUGGGGCGGCACGCGGAGCUGUUCUGGCCGGAUGACAACCUGUGGUACCUCAUUGAGAUACAGGAGGUGUUGGUGGCCAGCCGAGAGGCCAGGGUGCUGUACUCCACGGGCGACAUGGAGACCCUCAAUCUGGAGGAGACGGCAAGGGACAUGCACAUGGUGCUGAUCCCAGAUCAGCUGUACGGAUGAAGCCUCGCGCCGCGGCAGGAGGUUGGCUUCCCGUGUCGCCAGUCACAAGCAGCGGGACGAGGCGCCUAUUGAGAGGAGGGGCUGCACACCAAGAGGCGCGCAAGCACAAGAGGGGCUAACGAACAAUGCUGCACGCAUCUUGUCCGUACGCCAUCGAAAGCCUCCUUCCCAGUGGAGC
This is a messenger RNA of Astrephomene gubernaculifera, 1499 nucleotides long. The record is from the annotation of a GenBank genome assembly. Lineage: Eukaryota; Viridiplantae; Chlorophyta; Chlorophyceae; Chlamydomonadales; Astrephomenaceae.